Messenger RNA from Mercenaria mercenaria, 2841 nucleotides. Its product is annotated as SH3 domain-binding protein 5-like. The transcript has 4 exons. Gene Ontology annotation, biological process: intracellular signal transduction; negative regulation of protein tyrosine kinase activity. Gene Ontology annotation, cellular component: cytoplasm. NCBI's taxonomy places the organism in Eukaryota, Metazoa, Mollusca, Bivalvia, Venerida, Veneridae. Gene Ontology annotation, molecular function: protein kinase inhibitor activity. The record is from RefSeq and is a predicted model, not a curated record. Bases 17 to 1486 code for a protein of 489 amino acids.
GGUGAAUGAUGCGGAGAUGGAGAGACUGGAAAGUGAGAAGGUCCACUUGAAGACAACACAGAAAUUCAAUGAAGCUGAGGAACAUGUUCUCAAAUUGCAGAAAGAACUCAAACGAUCUAUCAAUAAAUCUAAAUUGUCGAUCCAGUGUAGUUUUCUCAGACUUUCAGACAUUGUUAACCAAUAUGAAAUUGAACUCUUGCCAUACUUUGAAAUGAAAGCCAAAUUCAACCAAAUGAUGGAGGAAAGAAAGAGAAAUGUAAUGAUGUUAGAGGAGUCAGUGUCUAAUUCUAAAAAGACGUAUUCUGACGCUCUUCGUAAUUUGGAGGAGAUCAGUGAGGCAAUCCAUCAAAAACGUCUUGAGAUGCGUAAUCAGGCUGAACUUGGAAUUCGUGGUGCUGGUGUAGGGUCUGAGUCACCGUCACCACCUCCAAUGAGGGGUAAAGUCCAUGUGUCUAUUGAUGGUAAAACAACACACUUAGCAAGUAGUUGCAGUACAGGUAAUAGUCUGACUACUGCAACGUCUGCCCAGUUUAGUGUUAGCGAUUCAUCUAGUCAGGAGUUCAGGCCCCCCUCAGUAAUUUAUUCCUCUCCUGAGAAGGCUCGACGGGAGAGUUAUCGACAGGCAAUCGAAGAACAACAGUCUAUGCACGGUAAUCUUGAAAAUAUCACAGAAGACUUUAGCGUGAAUCUAGAUGACGAAUAUUUAGCUUUACCAAGUAAUUCAUCUGAAAACAUUUCUAAUAAAGAUGAAUCUGACAGUAUUUUUAAUAAAGGUCAAGACAGAGCUUCAGUACAGGACUCUGUGAGUAUUGAUACAAAUAAAUCAGGAGGAUCAUCUCCCUUGUCCUCUUCUCUUGGGAAGGGCAAAAAGUCGUCUGCCAAACUGAAAGGUCUCAUUUUAACCCCAGUAGGGGCUGGGUUGGACCCUCUACAGGCCAAUCUUAGAAUCACAACAAAACAUGUUGCAAGGUCAAGUACUGAACCAAUUAGACCUAUGUCAUACCCAUACACUCAUAAUACUGAUAAUAGAAAUAGAGUUGUCCCACCUGUUGUCAGCUCUUCAACCAAAGAGGAAAAGAAAGUAGGAACAGAAGAGGAAAUUACAACACCAGGGUCAGAAAAAUCAUUCAGGAGAUUGCUGAAAGUUCCGUCCAUGCAGGACUUUGAUGAGGGAUCUGUUUCAGACACUGAAAGUAUUACCAGUGGAACCAUGCUCAAUGAUGAUCAAGUAGAGUUUCUAACGAUGGAUUUUUCAAAAUCUAGACUGGAUGCUCUGGAGGAAAACCCAGACUUCCACAAAUAUCGAAGGUUCAGUUUACCUCCAUCACUUACUCAAGUAGAUACUUUUGUGAGACAGUUCUCAAAUGAAAAUGAUACUGCCAGUAAAAGUCCAGAAGAAAGGGACGUUUUAGACAUAAAUGAUGUUGCUAAUAAUACUCUCAUAGCUGAAAGUACAGUAAAUCCCGAGACUGUGGUUGAAGUUUAGGAUAAUUAAGCAGUUUAUGCAGCAAUUUAUUGUCUUAUAUUUUUAUGUUACCCGAAGGGCGAGCAUAUAGUUGCCACUUUGUCCGUCCUUCCGUCUUUACCUAGUUUUUUUUAAUUAUCUCCCUUUAUUAUACAAAAUAAGGCUUGUCCGGAGCAUUUCUUGAAAAGUAUUAACUGCAUAUAAGGCUUGUCAGGAGCAUUACUUGAAAAGUAUUAAUGGCGUUUCAUUGAAACUUCACAAAAUGAUAGAUGCCAUUUUUAUGGCCCCCUUCAAAGAAGGAGUGAUAUAUUGUUUGCAGAUGUUGGUCGGUCGGUCGGUUGGUCUGUAUAUAGACCAAUCCAUUUCCAGAUGAUAACUCGAGAACGCUUGGGCCUAUCAUGAAAGUUGAUAGGGAGGUGAGUCAUGACCAGCAGAUGACCCCUACUGAUUUUGAGGUGAGUAGGUAAAAGGUCAAGGUCACAGUGACCUGGAACAGUAAAAUGAUUUCCGGAUGAUACCUCAAGAACGCUUGGGCCUAGGACCAUGAAAAUUGAUAGGGAGGUUGGUCAUGAGCAGCAGAUGACCCCUAUUGAUUUUGAGAUCAGUAGGUCGAAGGUCAAGGUCAGAGUUACACGGAACAGUUAAAUGGUUUCCGGAUGAUAACUCGAGAAUGCUUGGGCCUAGGAUCAUGCAAGUUGAUAGGGCAGUUGGUCAUUUAGAUAGCAUAUGACCUCUAAUGAUUUUGAGGUCGGUAGGUAAAAGGUCAAGGUUACAGUGACCUGGAACAGUUAAACCGUUUCCGGACGAUUGGGAACACUUGGGCCUAGGAUCACGAAACUUGAUAGGGAGGUUGAUCAUGACCAGCAGAUGACACCUAUUAAUUUUGAGGCUAGUAGCCCAAAGGUCAAGGUCAAAGUGACCCGGAACAGUUAAACAGUUUCAGGAUGAUAACUUGAGAUUGCUUUGGCCUAGGAUCAGGAAACUUAAUAGGGAGGUUGUUAAUGACCAGCAGAUGAUCCCUAUUGUUUUUGAGGUAAGUAGGUCAAAGGUCAAUGUCACAUUGACCCAGAACAGUAGAUCUUUUGUGUACAGUGACCAAAUAAUUUCUGCAUCAAGGGGGGCAUUUUGUGUUCUACGAGCUCUUGUUUUUGUUUCUAAUACAUUAUUUUCCGUAUUGGGACAAGCACUUGCAUCGGGGAGCAUCAUUCGGUUUUACGGAUUCCUUGGAAUCUUAUUCAACAGCUGAAAACAUCUAUGAUCUUACAUCACAUUUUGACUGAGGUGUGGGGAUGUGAGUGGAAUGGACAGAAGGUUGAAGGUUUUCCUACAAGUCUAUGUCAGCAUACUAUCAAAAUAUAUUUCUACAGAAAAAGAGA